Striga asiatica is the source of this 969-nucleotide messenger RNA. Lineage: Eukaryota; Viridiplantae; Streptophyta; Magnoliopsida; Lamiales; Orobanchaceae. The record is from the annotation of a GenBank genome assembly.
AUGGUUGCUCAGAAAAUGGCAUCUCGAAGGAGUGCUGCAAAUACCUUUGGGGGAACCCAAAUCCCAAUUCAUGACCUGAAGCCCAAUCCUCUGGGCCGGCAAGGCUCCCUUUACAACCUCACUUUUGCUGAGAUGGAAAACCAACUGGGAGAUUUGGGAAAGCCUCUAAGUAGCAUGAAUCUUGAUGAACUUCUGAAGACCCUUUUCACUGGUGAGCCCAACAACACUAAUCAAACUGUCGAAGGUGGCGAUUCUGGCCGGCCCACAUUGCUUUCCUCCUUAAACCGACAGCCUAGCGUCACAUUAUCUCACGAUCUGAGCAAAAAGACAGUUGACGAGGUUUGGCACGAUAUCCAGCAGGACCAUAAAAAAUACCGUUUGGAUAGGAAGGCGACACUUGGCGAGAUGACAUUGGAGGAUUUCUUGGUCAAGGCUGGGGCAGUCUCGGGGAAAAAAAACCUUGGAUCUCUAACUGAAGAGGUUGAGCUUUCGCAGCAAGCAUCUCAGUGGAUGAGUUAUCCAUUCCCUUCUAUUCAUCCUCAGCAACCACAGCCGAGCAUGAUGCCCGUUUUUGUUCCGGGGCAUUCGGUUCAGCAGACCAUUCCUAUUGGUGGGAAUCCAGUGAUGGAGAGUGUAGCUUACCCUGAGAACCAAAUAACUAUGUCCUCUUCACCAAUUAUGGGCAACUUAUCGGAUACGCAGACGUCCAGUAGAAAACGAGCCCCACUCGAUAUAGUUGAAAAGAGCGUCGAGAGGAGGCAGAAAAGGAUGAUCAAGAAUCGGGAGUCGGCUGCACGAUCACGGGCAAGGAAGCAGGCAUACACCCAUGAGCUUGAGAACAAGGUUUCACUUCUCGAGGAAGAGAACGAAAGGCUCAAAAGACAACAGGAGUGGGAGAAGGUUUUACCGACCAUACCACCACCAGAGCCAAAGUAUCAAUUGCGUAGGACGAGCUCAGCUCCCUUGUGA